This is a messenger RNA of Solanum lycopersicum (tomato), 2834 nucleotides long. RefSeq names its product indole-3-acetic acid-amido synthetase GH3.6 (gene GH3-7). Gene Ontology annotation, molecular function: indole-3-acetic acid amido synthetase activity. The record is from RefSeq and is a predicted model, not a curated record. Lineage: Eukaryota; Viridiplantae; Streptophyta; Magnoliopsida; Solanales; Solanaceae. Gene Ontology annotation, cellular component: cytoplasm.
AUUAAAUCGCGUAAUUUUUAACCAAGAAAAAAGUACAGAAAUUUACCAACCUUUUAUUCUCUUUGGAUUGAACAGACUUUGCAAUGGUACAUACAAAGAAGAAAACUCAACAGCUGAGAUGUCAAUAGCUGUACUAAUCAUAUCACUAAUCUAAUAUUAACAUCUUGUAGAGCAGUUAACCACUCAACUAAUACACUACACUAGCUACCAAUAACAAAAUAAUAUUUUAUCUGAAAUAUGCCAUAAAUUGUGUAUAAAGAGUGAAACACAUGAUAAUGAAGAUAGAUCUGUCAGGAACAUAUGUAUAAAAAAUGAAACCACACUAAACAGAUAGGAAAUAUUAUAAUUGCAACUGUUGAUAAUUGUAUGAUGAUCAAGCCAUGUUGUUAUUUUUUAUUCUAUGUUGAUUUGUGAAUUACUUUUCAAGGGUCAAUGUUGUAUGGCUUUAGUCUACUGGUAAGAGCGCAACGCGUGGAUCUAUCUGUGAGUUCAUCUGUGCUCAAAAGUCCAUAAUUAUCAAAAAGAUUAUAUGUGUCCUUAAAGUUGUAUGUCUUUGAAGUUCACUGAAACAUAUUUUUCUACUAUCAGAGACAAGUUUACAUACUGAAUUCAGUUGAGCCCAUAGCCAUAGUCAAUACACUCCAUCCGUCUCUGCUUUUAAAACAUCCUCUAUACAAAGCCACUUCAACCUUCCUCCACACACACAAUAUACAUUAUGUUCACCUAAUAGCAAAUCUUUGACGCAGUCAGGUCUUUAUUAAUAUGGAAAGAGCCAUACCUGAGGCAUCAAAGAGCCCGAUGAAGGCUACUGAGGGUAGUAUAGUGGAGGAAAACAAGAAGGCUCUUCACUUCAUUGAAGAGGUCACGACCAACGUUGAUGAGGUCCAAAAGAGAGUUCUUGCUGAAAUCCUCUCUCAAAAUGCCAACGUUGAGUACUUACAGCGCCAUGAUCUCAAUGGUCAUACUGACAGAGAGACGUUCAAGAAAGUCAUGCCUGUCAUCACCUACGAAGAUAUUCAGCCUGAUAUCAACCGUAUAGCCAAUGGUGAUAAAUCUCCAAUCUUCUGCUUCCAAUCCACCUCUGAAUUCUUGACAAGUUCUGGGACGUCCGGAGGGGAGAGAAAAUUGAUGCCAACAAUUCAAGAAGAGAUUGGGAAGAGAUUUCAUCUUCGUGGCCUUGGGAUGUCUGUGAUAAGCCAAUUCGUUCCAGAUUUGGAGAAGGGCAAAGGAAUGUAUUUCUGGUCCAUAAAGUCUGAAGCCAAGACCCCAGGAGGAUUACCAGCUCGCCCUGUUUUAACAAGUAUGUUCAAGAGUCCUUAUUUCAACAACAACCGUUUUAGCCCCUAUGCAAACUAUACCAGUCCAACUGAAACCAUUCUCUGCCAAGACUCUUACCAGAACAUGUACUCCCAAAUGCUUUGUGGUCUCUACCAACGCAAAGAAGUCCUCAGGGUUGGCUCGCCCUUCGCAUCUGGCUUCAUCCGUGCCAUCCGGUUCCUAGAAAAGCACUGGUCUCUACUUUGUAAUGAUAUUCGAACGGGAACUGUUAACGCCCAAAUCACAAAUCUGUCAGUCAGAGAGUCAGUGAUGAAAAUCCUCAAACCUGACCCAGAGUUAGCUGAUUUCAUCGAGGCUGAAUGCAGUAAAGACUCAUGGCAAGGGAUCAUCGCUAGGUUAUGGCCUAACACCAAGUAUGUGGAUGUUAUUGUAACCGGAAGCAUGUCACAGUAUAUACCUACCCUUGACUAUUAUAGCAACGGCCUCCCUCUUGUCUCUUCCAUAUAUGCUUCCUCAGAGUGCCACUUUGGAGUCAACCUGAACCCCUUUUGUAAGCCCAGCGAAGUCUGUUACACCCUUAUUCCGACCAUGUGCUACUUUGAGUUUGCACCAAUUCACAGAGACAAUGGACUCAUCAAUUCUAUCUCCAAGUCUAAGUCGCUUAAUGAGAAAGAACAGAAUCAAUUGGUCGAUCUGGUUGAUGUCAAGAUUGGCCAGGAGUACGAGCUGGUUGUUACCACAUAUUCAGGACUCUAUAGAUACAGGGUGGGUGAUGUGCUUCGAGUUGCUGGAUACAAGAACAACGCACCUCAAUUCUGCUUCGUAUGUCGGGAAAAUGUAAUCUUGAGCAUUGAUUCCGACAAGACUGAUGAAGCUGAGCUACAAAAUGCAGUGAAAAAUGCAGUGCACAAUCUGAUACCAUUUGAUGCAAAUGUAGUUGAGUACACCAGCUAUGCCGAUACCACCGCCAUUCCAGGCCACUAUGUCCUCUACUGGGAGCUCAGUCUGAAUGGCUCUACACAUAUUCCUCCUUCAGUCUUUGAAGAUUGUUGCCUCACCAUUGAAGAAUCUCUAAAUAGUGUCUACCGCCAGGGCCGUGCCUCUGACAAAUCCAUUGGGCCUCUGGAGAUCAGGAUAGUGGAAAUUGGGACUUUUGACAAGCUCAUGGAUUACUUUGUUAGCUUAGGUGCUUCCCCUGACCAAUACAAGACACCCCGAUGCCUGAAAUCUGCACCCCUUGUUGAGCUAUUGAAUUCGAGAGUCAUGUCCAGACACUUCAGUCCCACAUGUCCAAACUGGGUUCCUGGUCACAAGCAAUGGUACAACAUGAAUUGAAUGGCUAGUUUCGUGUUCCAGACCACAAGAACUAUAAUAACGAAUUAGCUUUUUUUCAUUGAUCUUCCCCAUACACAAGAAUGGUAUAACAUGAAUUGAAUGUCUCUUUGCUUUUGCUAUAGUCACAACGCUCUUGAAUGAGAAACAUCAUUACUUUCAUCUAAUUUUUCUUAGAUUUGUUGUUCAGAUGUAUGUCUUGCUAUCAAAAAUGCAAUGAAAAA